AUGGAGCUGAUCAGCAAUGAUGAACUAGCAUUUACUAGGACAGUGAUUUCAACGGGCACUAGAAUCGAUGGCAGAGGCAGGAAUGAAUACCGAACUAUUGAGAUGAUACCAUCUGAAAUAUCACAAAGUGACGGAAGUAUUAGGCUCAAGCGUGGAUUUACAGAAAUUGAGGUUGCUAUCCAAUUCAAAGAAACGAUGGAAACACUACUUUCAUUGGGAAUUAGUCCAUGCACAAAAGCAUCUGGAUUAUCUGAAUCUCGAGUAGAAUCUUUUGGAAUUGAAAUCCCAAGCAUCAUCAGCACGCAGAUUGAGAAUUUCUUCUCAUCAUACAAACUUGGAAUAAGAAUAGAGUUAAGGGUAAUAAGGAACGAUGGAAACAUUUACGAUCUUUUUUUUAUUGGACUGAAUAGCAUACUAAGAAAUAUUUGUGUUCCUGUUAUAGAAGAUCUCAAGCAAUGUGAGAAGUCAACGAUCGAAAUUGCAUUGCCAACAACAGUUGCCUUGUUUGAAAAUUGUGUUUUUGUAAAGGAUCCAACAAUUAUUGAGGAAAAGGCAUCUCUUGGCUUACUUCAUGUCAUUAUUGACAGCAAUGGAAAACUCAUGGGAUGCAUUUCUGAAGGAGAUUGCUACUUAAUGCACAAUGAAUUGACAGAAAUCUUGAAAACCUUAGUUAUAGAGCAUAAUCAGUUCAUUUAA
Messenger RNA from Ordospora colligata OC4, 696 nucleotides. RefSeq lists its product as uncharacterized. The coding region runs from base 1 to 696 and encodes 231 amino acids. NCBI's taxonomy places the organism in Eukaryota, Fungi, Microsporidia, Ordosporidae. The transcript has a single exon. The record is from RefSeq and is a predicted model, not a curated record. Gene Ontology annotation, biological process: nuclear polyadenylation-dependent mRNA catabolic process; nuclear polyadenylation-dependent rRNA catabolic process; TRAMP-dependent tRNA surveillance pathway. Gene Ontology annotation, cellular component: nuclear exosome (RNase complex); cytoplasmic exosome (RNase complex).